GGAACUCUGCCUCGCUCACUCGUCGUCCGGCGCGCGUCCGAUUCGUAGGGGUGUUCUCCUCUUCCUUUUGUUAACCCGUUUCUCUCACACGCUAAACUACUCGACACAAAAUGUCUGGUCUUGCGGAUCCCGUUGCUUUCGUGAAGGAUUUCGCGGCCGGUGGUAUCGCCGCCGCUAUCUCCAAAACGGCGGUCGCUCCGAUCGAGCGUGUGAAGCUGUUGCUGCAGGUACAGCACAUUUCCAAGCAAAUCUCCGAAGAACAGCGUUACAAGGGUAUGGUCGACUGCUUUAUUCGCAUUCCAAAGGAACAAGGAUUCUCAAGUUACUGGCGUGGUAACCUGGCCAAUGUUAUCCGAUACUUCCCAACUCAGGCUUUGAACUUUGCCUUCAAAGACAAGUACAAACAAGUUUUCCUUGGUGGUGUUGACAAAAAUACUCAGUUCAUGCGCUACUUCCUUGGUAAUCUUGCCUCUGGUGGUGCUGCUGGUGCUACAUCUCUAUGUUUUGUCUACCCGCUCGACUUUGCCAGAACUAGGUUGGCUGCUGAUGUAGGCAAAGCUGGAGGAGAACGUGAAUUUACAGGUCUUGGUAAUUGCUUGUCUAAGAUUUUCAAGGCUGACGGUAUUGUUGGUCUGUACCGUGGAUUUGGUGUAUCCGUCCAGGGUAUCAUUAUCUACCGUGCAGCCUACUUUGGUUUCUAUGACACUGCCCGUGGUAUGCUGCCAGACCCCAAGAAAACACCAUUUGUAGUUUCAUGGGGUAUUGCUCAAGCUGUAACGACUGUUGCCGGUAUUGUAUCUUAUCCAUUUGACACAGUACGUAGGCGUAUGAUGAUGCAGUCCGGUCGCGCCAAAUCUGAAAUUUUGUAUAAGAGCACUCUUCACUGUUGGUCCACUAUCUACAAAUCAGAAGGUGGUAAUGCUUUCUUCAAGGGAGCUUUCUCCAACGUUCUCCGUGGUACCGGUGGUGCGCUCGUAUUGGUACUUUAUGAUGAAAUUAAGAAACUCCUUUAAAUUGUUAAAAUGAUCAUUAACUCAUUACUUUCACAAUCACAAUUACAAAAGUACCAUCUUUAUUAUCCUCACCAUCCGAUUUGAAAGCAGUCAUGAGAUUGAGUGAUUCCCACAAUCACCGUCGAGAAAUACUAAACAAACUGUCGAGAUAUUAAAGAACUAAGAAAAAAAAGAAUCCAGACUGAGGAGUUUUGGUAGUAACCUGUGAAAUGCAUGAAACUCGGCAGAAUACGUAUCUUGAUUGUAGAAGAAAAUUCGCUUAAUUUAUUGCCGGAUUCAGUAUUUCCUAACAGCAGUUCACAUGUGCUAUUUUCAUAUUCCACUUUCAUAAAAACGGAGGAGGAGGAGAUAGAGGAGAGAUAAGAUAUAUUUAUAAUAUAUCUAUCGAAUGAAAGAUGUGGAUUAACAUCAUUAUGAGUAUAUGAAACAUUUAAUACAUGUGGCUACGUAGAUGAUGGUUGGAUCACUAAGUAGUGAAAAUAAUUACCUAACAAAAAAGUGAACGUAUACAUCUAAUUGAGCGAGGGAAGGACGCGCGACGAAAUGUCAUUACGGCGAUGGCGGGACGCGUAGACUUGGGCCACCCCCCGCCCAUAUUCUCGGCCCGUUGUAGAUAAUUAAUAAACGAUCAUGAUAUCAGUAAUGUUCAUCGAGUUUCAAUGAACAGUAAUUUAAUUUCGCACUACAACAACUACGUGUAAGAUAAUGAGAACCGUUACUCCGUACGUAUGCAUCUAAUCUGUUCAUGUUAGGAUGCAUGCAAAAGAAACAGCAGAAUCAAUAAAAGUGAUCUAAAAUGUCA
Molecule: messenger RNA, 1815 nt
Organism: Nomia melanderi (Alkali bee)
Lineage: Eukaryota; Metazoa; Arthropoda; Insecta; Hymenoptera; Halictidae
Gene: Ant
Product: ADP/ATP translocase
Biological process (GO): negative regulation of mitochondrial outer membrane permeabilization involved in apoptotic signaling pathway; mitochondrial ADP transmembrane transport; mitochondrial ATP transmembrane transport
Cellular component (GO): mitochondrial inner membrane
Molecular function (GO): ATP:ADP antiporter activity
Source: RefSeq, a predicted model, not a curated record